Molecule: messenger RNA, 915 nt
Organism: Theileria parva strain Muguga
Lineage: Eukaryota; Apicomplexa; Aconoidasida; Piroplasmida; Theileriidae
Exons: 3
Coding region: 203-862 (219 amino acids)
Source: RefSeq, a predicted model, not a curated record
AUAUUAUCACUUUUUAAUAAAAUUUUGUAAUUUGGCUCUUUUGUGUUACCCUCCACAUAUAUAAUUAUGAUUCCAUCUGCUGAUUCCCUCUUAUAAUUUAUGUUUUUGUGUUAAAUAUAUUUAUGUGUUUAUUUUAAUUUAUUAUGUAAAAUUAUUGAUAUGUAAAUAAGUGAGUUUUGUCAUCGCCAUAAAAGCCAUAUUUAUGAGUUCUAGCAAAACUCAAAGAAGGAGAUUAUCUCCCAGAUUAAUUGGCAAAAAACAGCCAAACUAUAGUGACCUUUCAACAUCUGUGUCUUUAAAUACUUGCGAGUCCUCCACAUCAACCUGUGACUCAAUAAAUUCUAAGAGGAAUCUUCCACAAUCUAAUAAAAGACUUAAUUACAGUAUUAAAAAUGAUGACUAUUUAAACAGUGACACGGAAUCAGACGAUAUUCCACCAUCAACAGAAAAUGUAGUAAAAGACCCUAACAUAUGUAGACGCUGUGAUCAACUUACAGCUGAACUGACACAACUCAGGAUCCAGUCAUUUGACAAGUGGGUAUCCGAGAUAAAAUCACUCCAGGAUAUGUUAAUAAUGAAGGAAUCAAUAAUAGAGGAUUUUAACAGUAAGUGGUCUGGCAAGGAAAGAGAUUUAAGGAGGUUAAAAGCUGACCUAACAAAUGCUCAGAAAACCAUUUCUCAGCUCCAGAAUGACAUAAAUUACCUCAAAAGCGAUAACGAUUUCAAAAAUACCAGAAUUGAAGAGCUGGAAUAUAUGAUCGAGGGUAAAAAUGAUAAGAUAAGUCAGCAGAAGAAGAUUAUUGAGAAAAUGGAGAAAAUGGCACGCGAAGAUAGUAAAAUAAUAAAGAGGCUGAGGGUGUAACAACUAACGACACAUAACUUCAUACACUGUAAAUUAAUGUUUUUAUAAAUUCU